AAUGAUGCGUGUUUUUCUUUUUAUGUGUUUCUACAUAACCUUGGGGUAUAGUUUGCCUCUAGAAAAUGAAGUCAAGUCAGAUGUCUUACAAGUACAAAAUAGUAGAAUUAUUAAUGGAGAAAAUGCUACUUUAGGACAAUUUCCCUGGCAUGCUGCUUUAUUCUUAAUGAUUAGCGAAACGGUUUGGACUUGUGGUGGUAGCAUAAUUAGUAAAGAUUGGAUUCUGACCGCUGCGCAAUGCCUACAACACGUCGACGUAGCAUUCAUUUAUGUAGGAACUGUCAAUUUGAAUCCACCACCUGAAAGAAUUGUAUCAAGGGAAUUUAUUGUACACGAGGAAUUCAGCUUAAUCACUCUAGCAAACGAUAUUGGUCUCAUAAAGCUCAGCACCGCACUGAGUUUCAGUGAUACUAUCGCCCCAAUUGCUCUCCCUUCUGAACCAUUGGAGGGUGGGGAAGAGGUUACAGUUAGUGGAUUUGGUGCAACUUCCGAUGAUGCGGAUGAUAGUGACAUUUUAAAAUAUAUCACAGCGACAACUAUGACAAACAGUGAAUGUGCGGUAAUUUAUGUAGAUGCCAUCCUUGAAGGGAUGGUGUGUACUUCAGCAGGAAGUGAUCCGUUUAAAAGUACUUGUUUUGGUGAUAGUGGAGGUCCUGCCGUCCUUAAUGCCGAUACGGAUCCAUUACAAGUUGGUAUUUCUAGCUUCUUUGGAGACUCGGGGUGCGAAAAAGGAUAUCCUUUUGGGUUUACAAGAACAGCUUAUUAUAGAGAUUGGAUAAAAGAGAAAACUGGUGUAUAAUUUAGUUAGCUGUUUUUGUUAAUAAAAAUAUAUAACAAUAAUUAAGGUUAAGAAGGUUAA
Messenger RNA from Zophobas morio, 859 nucleotides. RefSeq names its product brachyurin-like. The coding region runs from base 2 to 799 and encodes 265 amino acids. Lineage: Eukaryota; Metazoa; Arthropoda; Insecta; Coleoptera; Tenebrionidae. Gene Ontology annotation, biological process: proteolysis. The record is from RefSeq and is a predicted model, not a curated record. Gene Ontology annotation, molecular function: serine-type endopeptidase activity. The transcript is spliced from 6 exons.